AGGUAGGAGCAGGAGGUGUUUUUUUUCUCGUCGCAAUUGGGCCCUUUUUAUAACACUGCUUAUGGUGGCCUUUUGUUUGGGACGAUGAUCUUGAUCUGCACUUGCUAGUCUCCAUGUGAUCACCAAUCCAAGAAAUCGAUCCUGAUAAAGAAAGCGAUCUUCAGUACGAGAUCGUCUUCAUCUGGAUCAUCGGAAAUAUACCGUCGAAUGGAAUAAAGGUAAAGUCAAUUGGUAGUGACGUAACUGAGUGAUUGCGAUUCUAUUGGUGUCCUUUCAAAUUCCAUUGCAUCUUUUACUUUUUCAAAACUGCCAGAGGACGGACAUUUCUUUGUAGAUUGUCGUAGUAGAAGAGCUCAGCCAGCAGGUCACAUCGUGCCGCCAGCUCGUCUAUUAUAGCGCAGCGCCGGCCAAUGGGCGAUUUUUUAUGAUGUUUUGGAAACAACUCUGUUGAUUCCAGCGGAAUUUUCCGACAACUUCAGUUGUAUAGCUACACCUGGAGUUUUCAAGAACUUUGACUUUCCUUGUAGACCAUUUCCCGUUUCUUGACAGCACACAAUUGGGAGAUUUUAUUCUAGAUAUUCUUCUUCCAUACUAUAGAAUACGCUUGGAGGUUUUUGACCUAUUCCGACAGGACAGCGUGUAAACAACUGGACUAGUCCACUUAUGAUAGGCACAAGUUCACGCUAAGAUAAUGAUUAUGAUUUUAUGUUGGCUACAUCAUUGGAUUGACGGGUAGUCGCAGCCCGAUGCACCACCGUUGAAGAUUUCUUCAAUCGCGUAAGGUGGAGCAGAGGAGACACAUCUUGGUCUCUCCCGCGCAGGGUCUUCGUUGUCCAAGGCCUUCGUUGACAGAUGAUGUCAGGGGACGCUAGCGAACAACAAACCGGGAAGGGAGCUGCGUCUUCUACUGACGUGUCCAAACAAGCCACAGUAGCUCAAGGCAGUACUUGCAGAGGAUCAAGCAGCUCGACGUCCAAUGGUGCUGCGGCUCCUGCGUUGACCGGAGGUCCAGGGAAGAACGGAACGGCAACUUCAAGUAGCUCCAGCUCAUCAAAAGCAGCUACCGGAGCUGCCGCUACUUCGCCGAGCAGCGGAAGUUCUGUUGUAUCUUCGUCCUCCGCCCCGGGGCUGCACCAGGGUGGAAAAGCAAGUGCAGGCAAGGAAGGCAGUAUGUCAUCAACUAAUGGGCAGCUCGCGGCCCCCGCGCCGCCGUCGCAACCAGGAGCGGCUAGUACAACUAGUUCGGUCUCAAAAAGUAGUGACGGCGCACCCGCCUUUUCGUGGGCAGACCGCCUGAAGAAGUCAGUCGCUGCAGUUCCGGGCGGGCCGCACACGGCUGAUGGAGGUGUGGGUCCGUCAGCCCUUCUGGCAGGGCUGAAGAUCCCGAGCAAAACAAUGGCUCAUGGUACUGCAGUUUUGAGUUGCAUGAGAUGAAUCAUUCUUGAUGUAUAUAUCUGCUUUUAAUACUUGUACUUCCUCUUCCUCUACUUUCAGACACACAGGAGGGUAUAGUUAGGUGUAGAAAUCGUAAUGCGAAAUAAACGAAUGCGAGUCUUCCUCUUCAUGCUCUCUCGCCGACAGGAACCGGCCAACGACUUUGUCAUUUGAGUUUUCAUUUUCUCUCAGGGCUUCCCCCAUCGCCAUCAGGCUCUUCUGGAAGCGAUGAUGCGAACAAGGAAAAGCGAAGUAAGGGUUCCCCAAUUACAACAUCCGCAGUAAGCCCGAACCCCAAAGGCCCAGGGAUGAAUAUUGUAUCCAGCGGCCAAAAAGGCGCAGCUUCCGCCCUCGCUGAAAGCGACAGAACGACCGAGACCGCGCAAGCCGCGAAAGAGCCCAUGCAACAAAACGUGCCUUCCUCUGCACCGAGCUCCGGCGGUAGCGGUACGAGCAUACCAGUAGCAGCAUUGGGAUCAACUACAUCUGCAAGGAGUAACUUGAACAACACCGAGCAGUCCAGGCCCAAGGUAAAGCUGUCCUCUCCCGAGACACGGCUGAAGGCGCGGGAGCUUCUUGCGGCUGCUUCUGCGUCUUCCUCUGGGACGGAGGACGAUGUUGGCGUAGACGAGAAACCCGCUUCGGUCAGCACGGGAGGACCGAGUGGGAAGCAGAAAGAAGCUGCAAGCCCGCCAAGAUGGUGCGAUAUAGUAGCUUCCUCGUCCGCCAGCGCCACGCCUUCGGUGGCAAGUGUAAGUAAAGGUAGCUGUCCCGCAGGCAUUGCUAGUACCUCGGCUGCAGUCGCACCACCUCUCCCAGCUGUCCCCAGCAGUUUGCCAUUAACAUCGCAGACACAGCACCGCGACACCAAUGGCAUUGCAUCCCAAUCUUCUACGCAGUUGUCAGGUGCUGGUGGUGCAACCGCUUCCAAUUGGUCUAACAAAGAGGCACCUGGUGCGCCGUCUGCGAAAGCAACGUCAGCAUCGAAAGCGGUACUAGAAACAGUGCCAGUGACAGCAAAGCAGACCCCGCCAGUGUCUGCUAAACCGGAAGGAGAAGGUACGAGUAAUGUCGACACAGGUGAGGCGUCCGCGUCGGCUCCGGCUUCUUCAGCGAACAAAGGAGACAGGAAAAAUUCAUCGACGUCGCCGACGAGAAAAAAGAAGAAGGGCAGGGGAAGUAUCGAUAAAACGGACAGCACGACAACAUCGGGUGAAAAUAAAGAAGCUAGUAGCGGCCCGCCCAUGAAUAAGGGAACAACAGCACAGCGCAAAGCGUCAGGAUCUUCAGGCACUGCUGGCACAACUACUUUGCAGGACUUGGAAGUGGUCAAUGUGGGUUCGAUUGAAGCCAACAAAAAAAGCGUCGGGAAGACGAGCGCAGCACCGUCGAUUCCUCUCCCAAAUAGCAGCAAGGCGUCGACGCUUUCUGGCGGCGAGAAGACGCCGGCACAGGAGAUGAAGGAAAAGGUGCAGGAGCUGUUACUCGCAGACAAGAACCUGAGCAAAACGGCUGGAGGUGGCGUUGCAGGAGCUGGUGCAGCAGGAGCGUCAACAUCAUCUGCGACGCCUAGUUCACUGGCAGGGGGCAAGAACAAUAAAAACGACAAUUACAACAGGCCGCACGCGUCUUCGGCGGACAAGAAGGUGAGCGAAUUGAUAACACUCACCCAUCAGCAGGCACAGCUCCUGGCUGGACAGCAAUUUUACCAAAACCAACAUUUGGCAUAUGAAAUGCAGCGCCAGCAGAACAAUAAAGACAAUUUCCACCCUGGACCUCGCAAUAUGGGUACGGGCGGGGCGAACAACUUCCAUAACACAGCAGUUGCUCCUCAGCACGAUCAUACGACAGCUAGUAGCACGGCGGCCUACAGCUGGGAGCAACAGCAGCAGAUGCAACAACAGAAAGGAGUAGGACCUGUCAACAGCAAUGUCGCUAGCUUCCAAGCGCUACAGCAGCAAGCCCAAGAGCUGAUCAACAUAGGCAACGCAGUGGGUAGCCUAAGUGGCAGCGGCACGCCGUCGCCGGACUUUCUUCAAGGCGCCACCUACGGCGCCGAUGCGCAUCAUGGUACCGCGGCCGCCUAUCAGCGGACACCGCGAGCGCAAUACCAGGGCGAAACGCAUACGAAGGGAGGAGGGAAACACAACUAUCAGGAGCAUGUCCAGUUCCAACAACAGGCGCAAACCUCGAACAAAGGAAUGCAUAAGUCUGCAGCUUCAUCAACGUCGGGUAAUAAAGAGUUUUCCAAACAAGGCAAUGCGAAGGGCGCAGCAGACAAGAACCAUUCUGGAGCAGGAGGUGGUGCUUUGAGUACUUAUGGAAAUAACGCGUCCUCUGAUGGUGCUUCCUACAACAAGGGCAAGUGGGGCGAUGGAGGAGGUAGCUGGUACAGCAACAAUCAGUACAAUAACCCGCACUACAGCGAACAGCAACAGUACAGUCAGUACAGUCAGCACAACUACAACCAGCAGAGCAAUUACAACCUCCAACAGAAGGGCGGGGGCAAGGACCACCAGCAGCACAUUCAGCAGAAGGGCCAUGUUGUGAACAAUAAAGACCAGAGCGGCGGCGCCGGUGGUCAUCACAACAAAGAACAGCAGCACAGUGCCGGUAAGGACUACCAAUACAACAGCUAUAGUCGCGGCGUCAAGGGUGGAAAAACUGGAUCAGAAACUAUAAUUAGUCAGGGGGAGUACCACCCGCCGCCAACGAAGCAGGUGUGGAAUACUUGGGGAGGUACGAAAGGAGCGACAUCUUCAAAAGGAGGACAGACUGGCGAGUAUAACCAGACUCACGGCGGAUCCCACGUGUCUGCAAAACGGGGCGUCAACCCCGAUGGCACCACGCACACCCGAAUCAACCUGAAAGACGGAGACUCAGGGCGUACUUCAAUGUUUUUCACCUUAGAAGGAAUGUAAAUCUGUUAUUGCUUUUUCAGUUGUGCUUGUUUCCAUUUGCUUGCAUGAGGCAUACAGAAAAAGAACGAGAUCGAGAUGAAAACGGCUUGUGUACUAUGAUCGCGUCCCUUGCGGCAUAGACAACAACUGCGAAAAGAAAUCUCAGUCUUCAUCUUGAAGAACGUGAACGAAAACGAAUCUCAGGCGUCGGCGUGCUGGACGAUGACAUUGUGGAGGCCCUGCAUAAACCGGAGAUGCGGAGCUUCUUGCUGCGGUUCGAACGCAACAUGCUGCUGGCAUUGGUGAAUCCCAACGUAGAGCGUGUGAAGUUUACGACUCCGUUCAAAUCGUACCAGCGCCGUCUUGUGCACAGGUUGGCGGACUACUACGGUUAUGAGCGCGAGGUGACUGGCAGGAGCGCGGAGGAGAAAAGCAUCACGCCCAGCGGGGUGGAACAGAAAGCGUACCUGACGCUUUUGAAGACCAAGCAGACGCAAAUGUCCAAGCCAAACCUGUUGGAAAUCUGCCAGUCGCAAAAGUUGGAGCUGCCUGAAAAGUUCGCCAAUGGCUACCAGUUCUCCACCACAUUACAAUUACCGAAGAAAGACAUAAAAGCAGGUACUUUACUUAGAAAUGAAAGUGGGUUGGGGUUCAUCUUUCUUUCUUUUUCGUUUGUUUUUUUUGCUUUAUGAUGUCAUCCACACAAAAUCAUGCCUGUUGCUGGUACUGUGCGAUCAUACUUUGCCAUUCACACAAGCAACAUCACAACUUUUUCACUUCCUCUGAUACGCAGGCGGCAAGGACAACAAGCCUCGAAGUGGUGCGGAACUGACGAGCAUUCUCGAGGAGGGAAACGAGAGUGAAGAGGAGGAAUUCAUUCGACAGGAGCAACACUUUUCCUCGCCAGUACGCGGAGCGCCGGGCGGCGGGCCCGACGCAUCAAACCAGGAAAAUAAUUCUGACGAGGCCACGCCGGCAGAACAAGAACCGUCCUCGAAGGAAGCAGCUCCCACGGCCAGCAGCUCCUGCGCCGGGAGUGCCACCGCCAGUGCGGCGUCGUCGACGCCCGGAACAGCGACCCAGAGCAAGGCCACGCUGGAGCAAAAUCCUGCAGGACCGGCCGCGACCAGCAGAAGUCCGAAGCGGUCGUCUGGGAGGCGGACGCUCACCGGGGAAGCAUCAAACUCUGCGAGCAGCAGCAAAAACAGCACGACGGCCGCCCUCGCUGCCGCCACGCCCGACCUGCAACACAACUCGUCAACCGCUGCCACGGGCGGCGCUGUGACGACGGACGACGAGCAACCCGGCCCCUUUGACCGCACGGCUUCGGACGCCAGUCUGAGCAGCAGUAGAACCGGCACGGAGAAGAAGAUUCAGCGGCCCAUGAUCGUGCGCCGCCGGACCGAGGACCAGAGCGAUACGAAUAAAUCCUCCAAGGGUGCCGCGAACAAGGACAAGGAGGCGAAAGAUAUCACGGAGCUCACCUACGAGGAGCGUGAGAGGCUGUACCAGGAAGCGCGGGCCGCCGUCCUGGGGGAGGACUUCGACAAGGAGCAGCAGAAAGCGCAAGAGCAAGAACAGUUGCAGCAAAGCGCGGCUGGUUCUGCGGCAAAGAGCGGCGCUGGUGCACAACUUUCAUCUGCAGCUCCUUAUCCUGUGCAAAAGUAUCGUACUCGUAUAAAUCCAACCUUUUCUUUUUGCAUGAAAUAGUAUAGAAGUUGGUGAGAAGCUGUUGCGAUGUUGGUGCGGAAGUUGGUGCGAAGUGGGUGGAGAAGUUGGUGGGGAAGUUGGCGCGGAAGCCGUUCAGAAGUGGCGGAACGUGCUGGCAUCGUCAGCACGUUCUCUGGUGUCAGGCGUGGCGCGUGACUCUGCCGCGACGAGUUCUAGCGCCUUGGCCGCUUGCAGUUGCAGCUGUAUGGGCUGGAAAGAAUUGCCCGGCAGAUAAAUAGAAAGACGGCCACACUCAUUCUUUCCAUUUAUCUGCAGCGCAGUUCGGCACGUCCGCACGACGGCACCAUGCGCGCAACGUAUAGAAAAGGCGGCAAAGGUUGCGCCUGUGAUGGCUGCACGCAAAGACGCAAACACCGGGAAAAAAAUGAAGCUGCGCGCGCCGUUGUGGAGCCGGAGCUGCACGCCGCAGGAGCUAGCUUCUCGCCAACUUCUCAACAACUUCUCGGCCAAUAUAUUAAUCAAAUUCAUUCAUUUCGCAAACGCCUUUGCUUUUCUUGUGCCAAAAAACGCAGCUUUGCGUGCAACCUACACAAUAUGCCGCGUUUUUUGCUCCACAGCUUCUAAACAGCUUCUCAACAACUUCUCAACAACUUCUCGGCCAACAUAUCUGACAGAUUUGGCGAGAAGUUGUUGAGAAGUUGUCGCGCAAUUCAUGAUCUAGAGGAUGCUCUGCUUUUGCCAACAGACCACUUUUCAAAGCCCAAAACCUUCCUGCAAAAGCAGGUUUUGGAGCUCCCGCAGCGCUCACAUUUGCGCAGAGGCGCGACCGCAGUAUGCACGGCCAAACUGAUUCGUGACGGCACACGCGGCCACGAAUCGAGAUCCGGGAAACUCGUGAGACAGCAGCCAAAUGCAUGGCGGUACAGAAAUUGGAACGCCUACAGUUCAAAUCCGCACCAAGCCCCCGAACAAACCCACCCGCUGACUCCCGCCAAUUUCUCAACAGCUGGGAAGUUGGUGAAAAGGUUAGGAGGAAGCUGGUGAGAAGUUGGGGGAAAGUUGCCUAAAAGUACGUGAGAAGUUGUAGAAAGGUUUCAUGCAAGAAAAGGUCGGAUUUAUACGAGUGCGAUACUUUUGCACAGGAUACUCCUCCUGCAGGUGCAAUUACCAGCGACACGAGCACGAAAACAACACCAACGCUAGCUCCGGUGCCUCCCCAGCCGAAGAUGAGCGGUGGUGCGCCACACCAAAAGGGGGCCAAAACGAAGAUCGGGUGGAACGGUAGGGCCGUAGCUGCAUCCUCGACGAGCGACGGCACAGGUGGAAAGAUGGCGGCAGCAAAUCAGGACAGCAGCAAAAUGGCACCAAAUAACUCGCAGGCGACCAAUAAUAAUUUUUCCCUCCAGAGUUCCCCCCACGACACGCACGCGCAACACCAAUACAAGUCUAGCAAUCCCCAAAACAAGAACCUCGACCGGUCAGACCCCGAAUUCCAGACGGACAGAAGUACACCGAACCGACGCAGUUUCAACAUGCAUCAACAUCUGCCACCGGGUAAUAUGCAUCCACCCGAAGGAGGUAGUGGACCACCUAUUAGUGCGGGGGGUCCGAGUACCAUUCCUGUUGCCGCGGCUGGAGGUCUUAAUAACAUGAACGGGGCUCAAGCUCAACAUCUUCACCAUCCGCAUAUGAUAUCGACAACCGCAGCGCAAGCAGCGAUGUACAACAAAACCUUUCCUGCUGCAGCUGGCACGCACCAGAUGGCGGCUUCCAAUCUUACCACUCCAAUACAUCCAGCGGCAAAUAACACGACGGCACCCCCCGCGCAGUUCGGUGUUGUGAACCCUCCACCCGCUCCCGCGGCGUACAGCAGUUUUUUUCCCCAAGUAAACCCGAAUAGCAUUAUGGUGAAUCCGUUGGCGCUGCGCAUGAUUGGCGCACCAGGAAGUUCGGGAGUCGUGACCGCUACCGGCCAACAUCACGUCGGUGGUGCUCAUCCUCUCGCAGUUGCGAAUAUGGUUCAACACCCUGGAGGCGCUGGCAACACGAUGAACAAUGUAAUCAUGAUGAAUGCCCAGCAACAGCAACUGCAACUGCAUCACAUGGGCACACCAGGCGGGGUGUCUGCUGGUCAUCCUCAUCUGCCACCUCCACAACACCACCAGGGCCAUCUUCCCCUUCUCUUCUCUGCGGACAACUUCAAUCAGCAUUUGCAAAGCUGGCAGCACAACUUGCAGCAGCUCAAUCCGUGCAGCGGCGCCCAGGAGCCAGGGAGUGAUUACACGGUACAAUAAACAGGAUAUUGUUAGUACUGUUGACAUAGAACAAAAAGAAAUAGAAAAUCGCCUGUCACAUUGAUUUCUCGUGUCCGGCCGCGUUUGCGCCUUCUAACGGAACUAUACUUCUCGUUUUGGUUCCUGGGCCACAUCGAUUCUUUACAAUUUUUUUUAAAUGUUGAAAUCUUGUUCAGGCGCAGAACACUCAACCACCUAGCCCGGAGAACCGCCGAGCGCCUGGAUAAAGCCCCGGAUUGUCAACCUCGAAUGUAUCCAAACGAUGAGGACACCUAUCGUGGAGAACUCGGAGUAGCCCAGAGCUAUGAAGUCAACUUUCACAAUGAACAAGCGUUUUUCAUCCAACUUGACAAAAAUAGAACCGAUCGAAGAUCCUACAGAUCGCGAAAUGAAACAUCCAAGAGCUAUCAAGCUAUCAACGCAAGAAACGAAAAAAAUUUUGGCCUAGCACACAACGCGAAAAUAAGAAUAAUAACUUGAGCUAUACAGGUGUCGCUCCGAAU
This is a messenger RNA of Amoebophrya sp. A120, 8802 nucleotides long. The record is from the annotation of a GenBank genome assembly. Lineage: Eukaryota; Dinophyceae; Syndiniales; Amoebophryaceae.